AGUGACAUUUCGGCGUGAUUUUUGUGAUUGAUUGCCCACAAUGAGACAUGCCCACAGAAAGCCAUGGUUUCUCUUCCUGCUCAUGGUAGCUUCUGACCUGUGCUUCAUCCAGACGGUUCGCAACCGUGCACAUUCGAGCAUCGCCCUGAAGAGCAUUGGCGACAGUCAGGAUGGAAGACCAGCACUACGUCCUCCGUUUCGGUUCCACACAUUGGCAAGCGAGGCUGCUAUAAAAGAAGGUCUGGAAGUCGAGCAGUAUUUAUCCAAUGUGUUGCAACGGCAAGAUGACUUCAUGAAAACCAACGAAGUGGUUGACAGGGGCGAUUUUUUAGAGUCGCUCCGGCAAGCAAUGCGCUCAACACAAUUUUCACUCGUACUCGGAGGGAAGAAUCUCGGCAAGACGCUGAUGCGCAAGCGAACCGUGUGCGAGCUUGAAAACGAGCCCAACGCAAACCUGACGUUCAUGGAUGUGAACAUGAGGGAGCAGCCCAGCAAAGAGCUCUUCAAGGCUAUCUUGGGCAGAGUAGCAUCCAAACGCUCUGAUUGGGCUGGAAUCCUGCAAAAGGUGGCUUCAAGCAUUGCCAGCCUUGCGAGUGCAGUAGCAAUUGGCACGAAUCCGGAGGUCGUAGCGCCAGCCGCUGCAACACCGAUAUCUGCUGCAGUAAAAGUGCUAGUCGACUCAUUGACAUCGAAUGAAAGGGAGCAGACCUUGUUGGAGCUAAUAGACACCUUCCACACCGAAGGCAAUGACACAUGCAUCCUCGUGGACGAGGCCAAUAUAGCAUUGCCAGCAGGUGAGGACCCGGAGAAUAUCCGCAAUGCGAGGCAAGCAUUGCAAUACUUCGUCAUGCUUACCAAGGAAGCAAAAAAAACAGGCGUGGUGCUCAUCACUUCAGACUUUGGCUAUCCUUUCCGGCUUCAAAACUGCGGCAUGAACCUGCAAGAUAUCCAACGCAUCAUCAACGUGAACGAAGUGCCCAAAGCGGACAUGCUGCAGCUCAUGGUGGACAGAUGGGGCAUGAGUGAGGACCUCGGAAAGGAGUUCUUCAGCUACUUCGGUGGAAACAUUGACAUUUGCUCCGCAGCAGUGAAGGAGUUGGCAAGCAAGAGGAGUGCUUUGGACCCAUUGUGCAUUGUGGAAGGCCCGGGCUUACCAGCUUGCGCUGCUGACCCUGAUGCAAAGAAACAUUUGCAAAACAUGCUGGAACAGGGGUGGUCUCCAGUUUUCGAUCUUGAGCUAGAUGCUGCUGCAAAGUUCAUCGCAGAAAGGAACGUAGGUGGCAUCGUUGCGAAGAGGGCAAAGUAUUUUGACCAACCCGAAAACAUGUGGAAUGGAAAUCAUGAAUUUGCCCUUGUACCAUCGGGCACGCUGAUGAGAUGGAAGAUUGGGAAGGAGCUGGCAAGGAUGGAGAGCAUGGAGAGCAUUGGCAAAGUUGCCUCGCAACCACCCCCAGCAGUGUGGGUCUGUCAGCUGGGAAGCCCUGAUGGCAAGGACUUUGAGAUCGUCGGCAACGCGUUUCAGGUCAAAGGUGUUUUGACAAACGUGGAUGAUCUUAAAGAAGCCAUCAAGCAGAAGAAGCCAAAUACAGUGUCUUGUGAUGCAGAUGAACUGGACAUAUACAGCCGGCAGGACGGUGGCUGGGUGAAAGAAGAGAAGAUGUCAGCAAGUCUGCGCGAGACAGAUGAGGCAGACUGCUACGGAUUCAUGUUGCCAGCUGGAGCUGCUGGAGCCACAUAGUUCGAGGCUACUGCUAGCUGUGGUCACUUGCUAUUCUCGGCUGAGGGAAUGCUGGGGCACAACGUUUCACCUCGUGCAGUGACAAAGGGUGCAGUCGCAGGCACAGUUGUUUCGUUGCAGUGCAUUUUUGCUUGACUCUUGAAGCGUAAGGGAGG
Effrenium voratum is the source of this 1893-nucleotide messenger RNA. Lineage: Eukaryota; Dinophyceae; Suessiales; Symbiodiniaceae. The record is from the annotation of a GenBank genome assembly.